This is a messenger RNA of Nematocida homosporus, 2937 nucleotides long. RefSeq names its product insulysin. Gene Ontology annotation, biological process: methylation; proteolysis. The record is from RefSeq and is a predicted model, not a curated record. Gene Ontology annotation, molecular function: metalloendopeptidase activity; methyltransferase activity; nucleic acid binding. The coding region runs from base 1 to 2937 and encodes 978 amino acids. The transcript has a single exon. Lineage: Eukaryota; Fungi; Microsporidia.
AUGAUUAGUAAAGCCAAAACCAAUCGAUUAUUGAUUUUAGCCGGACUUACUAUGUUUAUACUUGGUGCUGCUGUCUUUCUUCUAAGAUUCGGCCGAUUUAAACCCGUCUUGUUUCGCAGCGGCCAACGCUACAACAAUUUACAAGGUUCACUCGAUCCAAACAGCUACAAAACCAUUGUUCUGCCCAACAAACUCCAAGUUGUGCUAGUUACUAAUCCCGAAAGUCUAAAAAGCGCUGCUUGUUUAAAAGUUCAGGUUGGCAGUAUGCACAACCCCCGCGAUCAUCUUGGCUUGGCCCAUCUUUUAGAACAUGCACUGUUUAUGGGCACCAAGACCCAUCCCGAUGUUAACUAUUAUCGAAAGUUUAUCCAAGAUCACGGCGGGAGUAGUAACGCUUCAACGGCCCAAGAGUACACAGAGUAUCAUUUUGAUGUUUCAUCAAACUAUCUCGGCCAAGCACUAGAUAUAUUUAGCGGCUUCUUCAAGUAUCCACUAAUUGAUGCUCAAUACCUCGAAAAAGAACUGAACAUUGUGCACAACGAAAUGGAAACAGGAAUGGGUAAUGAUGCCAAACGAGCUUUUAUACUUGGAUUACAUCUUACCAAACCCGAGUCUCCACUAUCGAAGUUCACAACUGGCUCGCGCGAAACUCUCAAAAGCACCAAGCGAGAACAUUUGCUUUGCUUUUGGAAACAGUACUACCGACCAGAUAAGAUGCAGUUAGUAGUCUAUGGAAAAGAGUCGCACGAUGUCCUAGAAGGCUAUGUCAAAAAGCACUUCUCGGGUAUCAAGACCUAUUCUGAUCACCAGUGGAUCUUUUCCGAUCCACCCUACGAACUGCUGGGUGACACCCUUCCCAAACCAAGCGAAACUGAUACGUCACACGAGCUAAUCCGACCUGAUUUGCAAAACAAACUGGUAUACUACAAACCCCAGAGCUCCAAAGCCACAACAACCCAACUAACUGUUAAGAUUCAGCUACCCCAAUCACUUCAUGCAUACAAAGAGAAGACAGCCGAAUUUAUAGUUGCCGUGUUUAAUGAAGGAAAAGAGUUGAAUGGAUUCAACCUGCUAAUCAAUAAUGGUGUGAUUGUAUCUACCAGCUGUUUUGUCAGUAGCUCUACCACCAGCACAUCUAUAACGAUUGGGGUUAAGUUUAAGUCCAGUACGCAGACUCAGAUAGAAAGUGUUCUCAAUCUCAUCCAGGCCAAACUAGAGCUAGUUCGCCAAAUGGGCACACAAGAGCUCUACGCCACUUAUAAGAAGAUAUUCCAAAACCGAAUGGAGGAUCACGAUCCCUGCGGACCACUAUCCACGGCUUUAAGUAUUGCCGAAGACCUUCCAUGGAUGGCAUUAGAAGACAUUUUCUCUCUAUCAUACCAAUGGGAGGCCUUCAAUGCCAAGGAAUUCCAUCGUUUUGUUGACAUUGCGCUGGACCGUUCAAAAUGGCUAGUGACGGUUCGAACAAACGAGCUACCAGCCAAUGCUUCUCUCCAGAUUGAGCCCUAUUACUACAUUAAGUAUGCGGUAGUGGACCUAACUGGCAAAACAGACGCCAAAAUAGAUUCAAUUGCCCAACAAAUGGCAUGGAAUACCAACUAUGUCUUUGAAGAGGUUGAUUUAACUAUGGCUAGAAAGAACAAGCAGCUUUCGGCUAAGUUCGGUAGUCUUAUUACAAACACCAGUGUCUGUCCCUUUAUUGAAAAGGGCGAAGAGGCGUAUGCCAUUUCCCAUCGCGAGCCCGGUUUAGACGCCCAUCUUAUCCAUAACAAAGAUAUCACGACGAAAAAGACCAGGGUAACAAUUGUUUUGGAGACGCGGGAGUUUGAAAAAGACGUUGCUACGUAUGUUGCUUUUGGUGGGUACUUGGCUGCUUAUGUGAGCAAUUUCAUUAUUAAGCAUCGUGAGCAAAUCAGGAUAUCUAACACCAAUAUAUCGUCUCUUGAUGUUGACACUGGAAAGCUUCGCAUAACAUUCCACGGGUAUCCACUAGCUAUCCAGGACCUCAUUGAUCUAUUCUUUGUUGAUUUUGCUGCUUCUCGCCAAGACUCUCUUGUCCGAACCCAAACAGUUACCCCAGCAGAACUUGAGAGACUUCUUUGCUUAAAGCCCUAUGAGAUUUGUCUGGUAUUGGGAUUUAGAAUGUACACUCAUGUGCUGCCUUUUACCCCAGCUGAGCUCAUUGCGGCCGCCAAGAACAUUAAGCUCGAGGACAUAAUUGUUAUUUCCCAGGCCAAAAUAUCUAUCUUUGUGUUCGGAAACACCACUGAAAACGAAUUCCACCAGAUCAUUACAACAGUCAAGAAGCACGUUACACCAAUCCCAGCGCAGCAAAUUGCCAUGUCCAGCCCACUAUCAACGCGUCUUGAACUGCCUGCAGAAGACAAGCUUAACAAUGCUAUCAUGUUAAUCCAGGAAGUGACCGGAUUUGGCCCAAUGAGAAACUUUGCGAUAGCUGCAUUGAUUUGCCAAAUCGAAGAAGAGGCAUUCUUCACUCAGCUCCGAACCAAAGAAGAGCUUGGGUACAUUGUUGGCAGCCACCUCACUAGUGGUCGCAAUAAGGACUGGCAUCUUGCCUUUAUUGUCCAGGGGUCAAAAGACUUAGCCCACACCGAGUCCCGCAUACAGGCUUUUAUCCAAACCAUAAGCAGCCACAUUGCCGGUCUCUCUGAUGAGGACUUCGAGAAGCACAAGGUGUCUCUUAUAACCGAUCUAAAACAAAAGCCUGCUAACAUUACCGGCUAUGCCAAGAGUGUAUGCUUUUAUUGGGAAGACAUUGAAGAAGGUCUGGAAGCCGCAGCCAAAACCCAAGCCAUGGUUGCCAGUCUUACCAAAAAUGACUUAGCUGCCUACAUGCGCCAACAUGCCAAGAACUUUGUGACAAUCUGUUCUUCUAACAAGUUUGCUAAGUCGGUAUCUGCGCAAUCUACCCAAUAA